Molecule: messenger RNA, 3778 nt
Organism: Propithecus coquereli (Coquerel's sifaka)
Lineage: Eukaryota; Metazoa; Chordata; Mammalia; Primates; Indriidae
Gene: FOXK2
Product: forkhead box K2
Exons: 10
Coding region: 49-2133 (694 amino acids)
Biological process (GO): regulation of transcription by RNA polymerase II
Molecular function (GO): RNA polymerase II cis-regulatory region sequence-specific DNA binding; DNA-binding transcription factor activity, RNA polymerase II-specific; protein binding
Source: RefSeq, a predicted model, not a curated record
GGCGGCUGGGCCGUGGCGCGGCUCGAGGGCCGGGAGUUCGAGUACCUGAUGAAGAAGCGCUCGGUGACCAUCGGGCGCAACUCGUCGCAGGGCUCGGUGGACGUGAGCAUGGGCCACUCGAGCUUCAUCUCCCGGCGCCACCUCGAGAUCUUCACGCCCCCGGGCGGCGGCGGCGGCCAUGGCGGGGCGGCCCCCGAGCCGCCGGCCGCGCAGCCCCGGCCGGACGCGGGCGGUGACUUCUACCUGCGCUGCCUCGGCAAGAACGGCGUGUUCGUGGACGGCGUGUUCCAGAGGCGCGGGGCGCCGCCGCUGCAGCUGCCGCGCGUGUGCACGUUCAGGUUUCCAAGCACAAACAUCAAGAUCACAUUCACUGCCUUGUCCAGCGAGAAGAGGGAGAAGCAGGAGGCGCCCGAGUCCCCGGUGAAGGCCGUGCAGCCGCACAUCUCGCCCCUGACCAUCAACAUUCCAGACACCAUGGCCCACCUCAUCAGCCCCCUCCCCUCCCCCACGGGGACCAUCAGUGCUGCCAACUCCUGCCCAUCCAGCCCCCGGGGAGCGGGGUCUUCAGGGUACAAAAUGGGCCGAGUGAUACCAUCUGACCUCAAUUUAAUGGCUGAAAACUCGCAGCCAGAAAAUGAAAAGGAAGCUUCCGGUGGAGACAGCCCAAAGGAUGAUUCAAAGCCUCCUUACUCCUAUGCACAACUAAUAGUACAAGCGAUCACGAUGGCUCCUGAUAAACAGCUCACGCUAAACGGCAUUUAUACGCAUAUCACUAAAAAUUACCCGUACUACAGGACUGCGGACAAGGGCUGGCAGAAUUCAAUUCGCCACAAUCUCUCUCUGAAUCGUUAUUUCAUCAAAGUACCACGUUCCCAGGAAGAACCAGGCAAAGGCUCAUUCUGGAGGAUAGAUCCUGCCUCUGAAAGCAAAUUAAUAGAACAGGCUUUUAGGAAAAGACGGCCUAGGGGCGUACCUUGCUUUAGAACCCCUCUGGGACCGCUCUCUUCUAGGAGUGCCCCGGCCUCUCCCAAUCACGCCGGAGUGCUGUCCGCUCACUCCAGCGGGGCCCAGACCCCCGAGAGCCUGUCGAGGGAAGGUUCGCCGGCACCCCUGGAGCCUGAGCCUGGCGUCUCACAGCCCAAACUCGCCGUCAUCCAGGAAGCCCAGUUUGCCCAGAGCGCACCAGGGUCCCCGCUGUCCAGCCAGCCAGUCUUAAUCGCCGUCCAGCGACAGCUACCACAGGCAGUUAAGCCUGUCACCUACACCGUUGCAACCCCGGUGACCACCGCCACCUCCCAGCCACCCGUUGUGCAGACAGUUCACGUCGUCCACCAGAUACCAGCAGUGUCGGUCGCCAGCGUGGCUGGACUGGCCCCAGCAAACACGUACACUGUCGCCGGACAGGCCGUGGUCACUCAGGCGACUGUGCUGGCUCCCCCCAAGGCCGAACCGCAAGAGAACGGAGAUCACAGGGAAGCGAAAGUGAAAGUAGAACCUAUUCCCGCAAUUAGCCAUGCCACAUUAGGCGCUGCUAGCCGGAUCAUUCAGCCAUCACAGACCACCCCUGUCCAGACGGUCACCAUAGUACAACAGGCACCUCUAGGUCAACACCAGCUACCAAUAAAAACUGUAACGCAAAAUGGGACACACGUGGUACCAAUCCCCACUGCGGUCCACGGCCCGGUGAACAAUGCAGGGGCCCAGCCCAGGUGUGUGCAACCUGCUAUGUCGUGUGAAGGUGUGGGCCGUCGUGCCACGUGGGCUGAUCCUGGCGCCUGCAGGACAUCAAGCAGUAGAAUCAGAGGCUCCCAACCCAAACUGACACUCUGUGCCACAAGCAGCGGCAAGUCCUUUGCACAUGCUGGCGGCGCACGCGUCAGCCUCGGCCUCCCUGCCCACCAAGCGCCAGAGCGGCGGCCCGCCAGAGCAGCCGGAGCUGAAGCGGGUCAAGACGGAGGACGGCGAGAGCAUCGUCAUCGCCCUGAGUGUGGACGCGCCGCCGGCAGCCGUGAGGGAAAAGGGCGUCCAGAACUAGCGACAGGGAGAGCUUUUCUGACUUCAAAAUAUCAACUUUGUGGUGCCAAAGGGAGACAUUUCCUCUCACCGAUGCUCAGCGCGUCUCCCGGUGGGUAAAGGGCCCUGCGGUUGGACUUCACCUCUCAGCACUGAAAUACAAAACCCAGGCGGCCUUAAAACUCCUUAAUUUAAAGACAGAAAUCGCACUUGAACAAAAUCACGCACAGCAAAACUGGGUCUGGAGGCGGUGUGUCCGCCGCCGGCACUCGCUGUGCUGCCGCUUCUGGGCGCAGCUUUUAACUGCAAGUGAAAAAGCUCACGGUCCUUCCGGACGACGAGCUCCUCCGUGUGAGGACGGCGCGGCCGUCGGCGCCUGGUGCGGGCGAACCCCCGGCGCUGGGCCUCCUGGGGCCCAGAGGACCCACCGGCGGGCGCUGGGAGGCCAGACAGUGUUUCGUUGUUCUCAUGUGGAAUUAGAAUAUUUCGAGGUGUACUUUCUUCACAGAAUAAUGGGGUCUUUGGCAUUUCACAUCACUCCAUUUCUGCUCUGGAAAUUUUGGAAUCACACAGAACUUCUCGUGGAUUUCAUUUGGGGAAAAGAAACAGCAUAGUUUUGUGUUCUGUUGUUUGUUUUCAGCCUAUGGAGUGAUUUACUUUGUCCUGUUAAAGCUCGGAUGGAGCUACCGAUGGCAGCUGCAGGCUGUCGGGCUAGAGCAGCUGCCGAUGAAUUCACCCCCCCUUCAGCGCGCGGGACGGGCGCGGUGCUGCGGCUGCACGAGGCUGGGACUCCAGGGACAGGCCUGUGACGGGACGAGCUGCGACCCAUCCCAACUGCACUUACUGUUACCUUUCUUGCUACUUUUUGUUGUUUGUUUCUUUGUGUUGACUUUGUCCCUGGCAAAAUAUUUUCACUCUAAGUAAAACCAGUCUCCUGAGUAUCGUGUACGUGUAAAACGCAGAGCCAUCACUGCUCCGUUUGGAAACAGGUUUCUCUUACCACUCACCUUUUCAGACAGACCACGGCUGUCUCUGUGGCACGCGUGGCGUUGCAGGUGUCCUCACCAGCUCCAGCGUCGCCCGGCCAGCUGUCCACUGAUCACGUUGCCGUCCUCCCUCCUCGUGGCGGGGUGGCAGGGUGGGAGCUGCGUGUCACUCCCAGAGUCUGCGCGAGGCCCCCGAGGGGAGGUGCUGGAACGUGUAGGCCGAUUUGCAGUGGGAGCUUCCCUGGCCUUUCGGAGCAGACUCCAGCACGAGGGCGACGCUCCCGCAGGAGCCGGAGGGCGCGGGAAGGAGGCAGGUGAGAGAGGGAAGGCGGGAGGCCCCGCGCGGCCUCGGCCCAGCUCCUCGGGAAGAAAACUCGCCCUCCCGGAGCGCGCCGGGCUGGCCGAGCAGAGCGCAGACAGGGCUCUCGCCUUAUUGUGAACUUGUAAUGUCAUCAUCAUAACGUUAUUUAUUUAAAUGUAGUUAUUUUGGUAUUUAAUUUUUUUUAAAGAGGAAAAAAAAAACCUGUAUUUUCCUGGUGGAAUGAAACAGCUCAGAGUGGUAUAUUUAGGCAAUUUUAAAACAUUUAUUAUUUACAUAAAGACCAAAUAUGAUAAAUCUAAGCAUUGUGUGUCAAUCCACGGUAUGGGGCUGUCACGUGUCACUGCAGAUGCAUAUUAAAAGUAUGGAAUUCGUGCACACUAGCUGGAUUAUGACUCAGCCAUUUUAAAAAUAAAAGUGAACCCGUCACUCGAAUGAGACCGUGUGUGUGACAAUGCAA